Gopherus evgoodei (Goodes thornscrub tortoise) is the source of this 4061-nucleotide messenger RNA. RefSeq names its product ras/Rap GTPase-activating protein SynGAP-like. The coding region runs from base 10 to 3669 and encodes 1219 amino acids. The transcript has 18 exons. Gene Ontology annotation, biological process: regulation of GTPase activity; negative regulation of Ras protein signal transduction. Lineage: Eukaryota; Metazoa; Chordata; Testudines; Testudinidae. The record is from RefSeq and is a predicted model, not a curated record.
CCGUUGCUGAUGAGGGAACGGCGAAGCGAACCCUGCCGGACCAAGCUGCUGCGCCGCACGGUCAGCGUCCCUGUGGAGGGGCGGCCUGAGCACGAACACCACGUGAGCCGCUCCCGGAGGAAGAGCGUCCCUGCAGGGAAGCAAUACAGCAUCAACAUGGACGCACCCCCGGCACCCCCAUUCCGGCCCUCGCAGGGCUUCCUGAGCCGGCGUUUGAAGAGCUCCAUCAAACGGACAAAGAGCCAGCCCAAACUGGACCGGACCAGCAGUUUCCGCCAGAUCCUGCCACGGUUCCGAAGUGCUGACCAUGACAGAGCCCGCCUCAUGCAGAGCUUCAAGGAGUCUCACUCCCACGAGUCCCUGCUGAGCCCUAGCAGCGCGGCUGAGGCCCUGGAGCUCAACCUGGAUGAGGACUCCAUCAUCAAACCCGUGCACAGCAGCAUCCUGGGCCAGGAGUUUUGCUUUGAGGUCACCACUGCGUCCGGCACCAAGUGCUUUGCUUGCCGCUCAGCCGCAGAGCGCGACAAGUGGAUCGAGAACCUGCAGCGAGCCGUGAAACCCAACAAGGAUAACAGCCGGCGGGUGGACAAUGUGCUGAAGCUGUGGAUCAUUGAGGCACGGGAGCUGCCACCCAAGAAGCGCUAUUACUGCGAGCUGUGCCUCGACGACAUGCUCUACGCCCGCACCACCAGCAAGAUGCGCACGGACAAUGUCUUCUGGGGCGAGCACUUCGAGUUCAACAACCUGCCAGCCGUGCGCACCAUCCGCCUGCACGUCUACAAGGACACGGACAAGAAGCGCAAGAAGGACAAGAGCAACUACGUGGGCAUGGUCAGCAUCCCCAUUGCCAGCGUCACCGGGCGCCACUUCGCCGAGCAGUGGUACCCGCUCAGCCAGCCCAGCACCAGCAAGAGCAAGGCCGGCUGCCCUGCUGUGCGUGUCAAGAGCCGCUUCCAGACCAUGAGCAUCCUCCCCAUGGAGCUGUACAAGGAGUUUGCUGAGUAUGUGACCAACAACUACCGCAUGCUGUGUGCCGUGCUGGAGCCGGUCCUGAGCGUCAAGAGCAAGGAGGAAGUGGCCUGCGCGCUGGUGCACAUCCUGCAGAGCACUGGCAAAGCCAAGGAUUUCCUCUCGGACAUGGCCAUGACGGAAGUUGAUCGGUUCAUGGACCGGGAGCACUUGAUAUUCCGGGAGAACACCCUGGCCACGAAAGCCAUAGAGGAGUAUCUGAAACUCAUUGGCCAGAAAUACCUCAAGGACGCCAUCGGCGAGUUCAUCCGGGCGCUCUACGAGUCAGAGGAGAACUGUGAGGUUGACCCCAUGAAAUGCUCCUCGUCCACCCUGCCUGACCACCAGGCCAACCUGCGUAUGUGCUGUGAGCUGGCGCUUUGCAAGGUCGUCAAUUCGCACUGCGUGUUCCCACGGGAGCUGAAGGAGGUGUUUGCCUCGUGGCGUCUGCGCUGCGCUGAGAGGGGCCGUGAGGACAUCGCUGACCGGCUGAUCAGUGCCUCGCUCUUCUUGCGCUUCCUGUGCCCGGCGGUCAUGUCGCCCAGCCUCUUUGGGCUCAUGCAGGAGUACCCGGACGAGCAGACGUCCCGCACGCUGACCCUCAUCGCCAAAGUCAUCCAGAACCUGGCCAACUUCAGCAAGUUCGGCAGCAAGGAGGAGUACAUGGCAUUCAUGAACGAAUUCCUGGAGCUGGAGUGGGCCAGCAUGCAGCAGUUCCUCUAUGAGAUCUCAAACCUCGACACUCUGACCAACAGCAGCAGCUUUGAGGGCUACAUUGACCUGGGCCGCGAGCUCUCUACGCUGCAUGCUCUGCUCUGGGAGGUCAUGCCCCAGCUCAGCAAGGAAGCCCUGAUCAAGCUGGGCCCCCUGCCUCGGCUGCUCAACGACAUCAGCGUCGCUCUCAGGAACCCGCACAUCCAGCGGCAGCCAAGUCACCAGGGGGAGCGGCUGCAGACUAAGCCCAUCAUCCUGCGGGGGCCAUCCUCUGACAUGCAGCCCUACAUGAUGCGUGACCUCAACAGCUCCGUCGAUCUGCAGCCCUACGUGGUGCGGGGCCUCAACAGCUCCAUGGACAUGACCCGAUUGCCUUCGCCCACCAAGGAGAAGGGCUCCAAGGACAUGUUCUUUGUGACGCGUCCGCCCCUGGCCCGCUCCUCGCCUGCCUACUGCACCAGCAGCUCCGACAUAACUGAGCCCGACCAGAAGAUGCUGAGUGUCAACAAGAGCGUCUCGAUGCUGGACCUGCAGGACAGCCGCAUGAACAGCGUCUCCAACCUGCAGAGUGUGGGCGACAUGCUCAACAGUAGCCAGGCCUCCAUCACCGCGGCCAUGGGACUGCGGCCCAGUCGCCUCUCGCAGGGCAGUGGCUCCAGCAUCGCGGCUGGCCUGCGGCUGAGCCACAUGGGCGUCACCACUGAUGGGGCUGCAGCCCAGCAGCUUAGGGUGCCCCUCUCCUUCCAGAACCCCCUCUUCCACAUGGCCUCAGACGGGCCUUCAGCCGCACCCUCGCACCGGCCGUCUGAGGGCAACCCCGACACCUUUGCCCCCUUCCACGGCUACAGCAAAAGCGAGGAUCUGUCCGCCAGUAAGCACAUCAUCCACAGCCACAGCUACAGUGAUGAGUUCACCCGCCAGGGCUCCGAGUUCACCAAGCGCCAGCUCUCGCUGCAGGAGAACCUGCAGAACAUGCUCUCCCCCCCACAGAUCACCAUCGGGCCCCAGCCCCAGCGAGCCCCGCCCCAGCCGCAGCCCCAGGUCCCACUUCAGCGCGGAAAGUCCCAGCAGCUGACGGUCAGCGCUGCCCAGAAACCUCGGCCCUCCAGCGGCAACCUUCUGCAGUCACCCGAGCCCACCUACGGGCCAGCCCGUGCCCGCCAGCAGUCAGUCACCAAGGAGACGCCUUCUGCACUCAAGCCAACCAUUACCAAGCAGCCAUCGCACACGCCUUCCACGCUGAACCCGGUCAUGCCGGCCUCUGAGCGCACCGUGGCCUGGGUUUCUAACAUGCCCCACCUGUCAGCCGACAUCGAGAGCUCCCACAUUGAGCGCGAGGAGUACAAGCUGAAGGAGUACUCCAAAUCCAUGGAUGAGAGCCGGCUGGACCGGGUGAAGGAAUAUGAGGAGGAGAUCCACUCACUGAAGGAGCGGCUGCACAUGUCGAACCGCAAGCUGGAGGAGUAUGAGCGGCGCCUGAUGUCACAAGAGGAGCAGACCAGCAAAAUCCUGAUGCAGUACCAGCAACGGCUGGAGCAGAGUGAGAAGCGGCUGCGCCAGCAGCAGGUGGAGAAGGACUCACAGAUCAAGAGCAUCAUUGGCAGCCUGUCCCUGCAGGUUGAUGCUGGUGGAGGAGGAGCUGCGCAGGGAUCACUCGGCCGCCCACGACGUCUCCGAACCCCGGAAACGCCUGCUCGACGCUCAGCUUUUCAUCAGGUAACUCUCUCUGACUCUGCUUUUGUCACGUGGAGGGAUCGGGGGGACUCUCGCCGUUCGGUAGCAGAUCAGGAGAGGCAGCUUUCCGCCGUGGGUACAGCAAACCCGCGUUUGAGCGGCGCCUUGGCCCAGCCAUGGAACGGGAUCCUGCCCGCCCAGCCACCGCCUCCGCCCCCGCGACUCCAGAUCACGGAAAAUGGAGAGUUCCGCAACACCGCUGCUGAGCACUAGCCACCGCCCCCGCGAGACGCGGCCCGGGGAAGAUGGGGGGCACCCCCAGCCCGCAGCUCGGCGGGAGCAGCAGAGACCCUGGCAGGGACACAGUGCCCCUCCCAAGCAAAUGAACCUGCACUGGGAGGGCACGCCCUUUGCCCUCUCCCCUUGCACCAGCGCCCCCUCCCACUCCUGCCUCCUUGAACCAGUCCCCCCCCCCCCCCCCACUGUCCUCGGGGACAGUUCAAUGCUUUGAACUCAACUUCAGGGUGUUUUAUAGCAGAACACAGAUGACAAUCUUACACCCCCUCCCAUACACCUUCCCCUCGCCUCCCAGAGGGAGCAGGGCUGACACCUCCGCCCCUCCAUGGACCUCCGCUUCCUUAUGGAGGAAACUGGGACAUUACCUC